AUGGCUGUCUCCGUGCGCUUGCGGUCCCAGAGCAGGUACGAUGCCUUCCUCUGCCACCACAAAGCAGGUGCCGGGGCCUUGUGCCGCUUCUUCAAGCUCAUCGUGCACAAGUACGGCCGCAUGAACAUCUUCCUGGACUCCGACGAGCUUGACGACCUCGCCCGUAUCUUCGAGAUCGUCAGCUCCGACACGCGGUGCCUCGUGGCCGUGCUCACGCCCGAGCUGCUGCAGCGCAUGUGGUGUGCAGGGGAGAUGACGAGUGCCCGAAAGUACGGCAUCCCCAUCAUCCCGCUCUACUGCGAUGGCUUCGCCUUUCCGGACGAAGACUGCAUCAACAAGAUCGAGUCCGUGUGGACCGAAGAGCAACAAUACACCUUGACAAGCCACGGCAUCGCCAUCGAGGACAUCAAGGCCACCUACCGGCACGUCAGCACGCUAGAGGGCUAUGCUCUGAGCCGGCACAGCAGCCUGGAGGAGCAGGAACGCCUGGUGCUGGACGUGGCCGCGGCCGUGCUGCGAGGCGCUCGGCGGGCGGAGGUGGCGGCGCAGGGCUCCGUGAGCAGCGCGCGCAUCCUGCUCUGCUCCAGCGAGAGGGAGCCCGAGGCCAUCUCCACUGUGCUGAUCCUGCAGCAGAUGGUGCAGCAGCAGCUCCGCAUCGCCACCUUCCGCGUUCGGAGUUUGAAGGACAUCGCAGCGGCCAACAGCGCCUCCUUCGCGCUGGUCUUGUUGAGCCAGGGGGUCCUCGAGGACCCUGACUUCGCGCUCCAGAUCGGGCAGAUGCGAGCGCAGGGGCUGAGCUUUGUGCCCGUGAACGACGGCACCUUCCAGUUCCCGCCACCGGACUUCUACAUGCAGGUGGAGGAGGUCGGCGUGGCCGGGCUCGGGCCAAACGCCGGGCGCAGCUUGGCAAAGGCCUACCAGGCGCUGCUGGGCAUCCUCGCGCUGCCCCUGACGCCCCACGCCUCCAGCGGAAUCCUCGAGAGGCAGGUGACGCAGAUCUGCCAACGGUUCGGAAACCUGGAAGACCUGCUCGAGCGAAGGCCAAGCCCGGCCAGGUUGCAGGGUUUAGUGACUAGUGCGCCUCCAUGUCUUUGCCAGGACGCAGUCCAAUCAGUCCACCAACAGAACCACCACCGCCGACGAGGUCGGCGUCGCUGA
This is a messenger RNA of Symbiodinium necroappetens, 1158 nucleotides long. The record is from the annotation of a GenBank genome assembly. NCBI's taxonomy places the organism in Eukaryota, Dinophyceae, Suessiales, Symbiodiniaceae.